Venturia canescens is the source of this 1219-nucleotide messenger RNA. RefSeq names its product Cytochrome c heme lyase (gene Cchl). The coding region runs from base 265 to 1086 and encodes 273 amino acids. Gene Ontology annotation, molecular function: holocytochrome-c synthase activity. Gene Ontology annotation, cellular component: mitochondrion. The transcript is spliced from 4 exons. Lineage: Eukaryota; Metazoa; Arthropoda; Insecta; Hymenoptera; Ichneumonidae. The record is from RefSeq and is a predicted model, not a curated record. Gene Ontology annotation, biological process: cytochrome c-heme linkage.
CUGCUACGCGAAGCAGAAAGAAAGAAAAGCAGUCGAAAACGAGAGAGCUCGGAAUUCAGGUGUUUCAGUUCUCGAACCUGUCUCGAACAAAAUAUUGUAUUUUUUUUUUAGAUCUUCGUACGAGAUCAUACAAUGUAUCCUAUCAGACAAAUCUUUCGAUGCUGAACUUUCUGUGAAAUCUGUGUAAUGCUGUAUUGUUAAAAGUAUUAUUACUCUGCAAUUCUAUAAAUUACAUCAUCGAUUGAUAAUACAUAAACAGGAGCAAUGGGACAAACUCUUACCACAGCAACGGUCAAUGCUGCCGAUGUUAUUAUGCCUGUUCCUCACGACAUAGUAGAAAAUCCAAAGGCUCAUGUACAUAAAACUUUUGAGGGAGAACCUCCACCAGGAUGUCCGAUGCACAAGCCUGUGGAGAAACAGCCAGUCAAAUAUGUCAGUGAAUGUCCUAUUGACAACAUGGAUACAAAGGAUAUAAACCCUUUAAACAUGAUGCCACCUGCGAAUCAGUCACCUGCGCCAGAUCAGCCCUUUCCUUUGCCAACGGAUAGGCAAAUAUCAUCGAUACCAAAAGCCACAGGUGAAGGCGACUUUUGGGUUUAUCCCUCUCAACAAAUGUUUUGGAAUGCGAUGUUGAGAAAGGGUUGGCGCUGGAAAAAAGAGGAUAUCGCACCAAAAGAUAUGGAAGACAUAAUUAAAAUUCACAAUGCUAAUAAUGAGCAGGCGUGGCAGGAGGUUCUCAAGUGGGAGGCUCUUCAUGCGAGAGAAUGCGGCAAUCCAAAGCUAAAAAGCUUUGGCGGCAAAGCAAAGGACUUCUCGCCUCGUGCGCGAAUUCGUUAUUGGAUGGGAUACGAAUUACCGUUUGAUCGACACGACUGGAUCGUGGACAGAUGUGGCAAAGAAGUGAGAUACGUGAUCGAUUACUACGACGGUGGUGCUGUCGACGAAAAAUACAAAUUUGCACUUCUGGAUGUCAGACCAGCGAUGGAUUCCUUCGACAAUGUUUGGGAUAGAAUGAAGGUUACGUGGUGGCGUUGGAGAUACAGUAACGAGGCGAAUGCUGAUUCCGAAUCCGCUUCAGCUUCGUGAAAUUUUCCCAAAACUCACAUCAACAAUGAGAAGCACUAAUCACUCAUUUUAAUCUGUAGUGUCCAAUUCUUCGAUUACAUGUAAUCAACUGUAAUUUAUCUGUUAAUAAAAAAAAUCCAGAGUUCGAGGUAAA